AAAGCGUCCCUCUCUCUUCCUGCCGGCGGGUCCUUUUCUGCCGUGUAAGCAGCAUCCUCUCCCCGUGUCGCCGAAAUGACAAGCGCGAAGAUUAUCGCCAACAAUGAUAUCGCACGGUUAUUGGACACGCAUCUCCGCUGUUUGGCCAUUUGUACGAACGCUGAUGAACAUUAACGCAUUUUGUCUUUGAAACGACACGCUACAUCACGAGUACGUAGGAGUAUACAUGGGAUGAGGCGGCAGACGUACAUCGUCCCAAGCAUGAUUGGCUACCUGUCUGCAGGGGCGGUCGAUUCCUCUCGAGAUGUAAUUCUCGAGAUGAGCACCGAAAGGACGAAGCUUGUGAACAAGCAGUUCAAUUCUCCCAUCAAUUUGUACUCGCCGCAAGCGAUACAGGAGACCCUGGACAGGCAGACUCAGGUUUUGGCGAACGGUGCAGUCGGAAUCGACUUCAACCAGUUAGCCAAGCCAGCGAAUCUACAGAACAGCGCGGUCCUACGCAUGCUCGAGGAGGAAGAAGCGAGGCAGCGCGGUGGUCAACCCGAUCUCAAGCGAAGAGUAGCUUGGCCACCGCCUCCAGAGGAUCAAGACUUCGAUUUCGUGGAGCAAGGUCCCGUCCAAGCGAAGACCCGUGGAAUCGGCUCGUACCAGAGCAGUCCCUCGUCAGGUCCGUCACCCCAACCACCCUCGACGGUCGCACGGUCGUCGACUCAGAGCGCCGUCCCGUCGUCCCCGUCGCCGAUCAGUCCUGGCACCCUGCGGCAGCCCUCGUAUUUCCAACAGCAAACGGUCGCUAACAAGAGUUGGGCGCCGGUGACCUCGCCGCAGCAACAUCCGCCGAGCCAGCAGCAGCAGCAACAGGAUCCCUACGACCGAGCGCCGCAACCCGCCUAUCAUUCGUCAACUCUCGCGGCGUUCGAGGCACCACCAUCCACUAUCGUCCUCCGUCCUGAGCCGCCCAUCUCGCAGAUACCGGCGCCGGUGUACCAGGCUCAACCUGCAGCGACCAAGGCCCCGGUGAGCGGCAACAUGCGAGGAGACCUCAAAUGGCCGCCAGCGUCCGUGAAGGCCCAAGUGGAAGCGGAGAACCAGGCCAGGAUGGAGCUCGCCAGGGGUCCCGCUGUCAGGCCCCGUCGAGUGCACAAGGACUAUACCGGCUUCUUCGCGCAGCACGCCCUGACCAACACGUAUCCGGGCUACCGGGCUCCGCCGGGCACUCAGUACUUCACUCCGGCUUACCAACACUAGCGAAUACACGUGCGCCCUGAGCCUCAAAUCGAUCGUCCGCGGGAAUCCGCUCAGGACGCUGUAUUCGUGGAUCUUCCGAGAUUCGCGAAGAACCCGAGAAGCGUAUGGAAAGCCGAUUUUCUUCCUUCUGUUGUGCAUCGCGGGAUUCCGCAAUAUCUCCCUUUUCAUGCGCUUCUCCGCUCUUCAAACAGACUUACGAUCCGGAAUCUCGAGGGUCUAAUAAACCUGUCUAUGUAACGGAGACUGAACGGUUGCCUCUCAUUUUUGCUCGUCAAUUCAUCAUUUCCGAUUGCUACGGAAAUUUCCUUUUCUGGCAUUCGUCUUGUCGUCCGUUUCAUUCGAACCGCGGUAAAUUCGAUGUUAUCCAAUUAACCUUGCGAACGAUACAGGUUUACAAAACUAACGCUUUGCCAUACAAGAGUGGCGGAUCAUAAGCAACUGCUUGAGAGAUUUCGAGUGAUAGUGGCAGAUUAUUGUAACAUUGUGAAAACAAUGACGACACUGUGAGCGUAUAUAA
Dinoponera quadriceps is the source of this 1765-nucleotide messenger RNA. Its product is annotated as vegetative cell wall protein gp1-like. Lineage: Eukaryota; Metazoa; Arthropoda; Insecta; Hymenoptera; Formicidae. The transcript is spliced from 8 exons. The record is from RefSeq and is a predicted model, not a curated record. The coding region runs from base 232 to 1248 and encodes 338 amino acids.